UUCAAGAGAAAGAAAAUGCCAAACGACACCGUGUGCUUUCGUCCAGGUAAGAUAAACGCACAGGGCGCUUUCUCUCUCAUCUGUAACCCGCGAUGUGAAGCGGCCGUGAUACUCGUCGACUCCAAGAGGAAGAGGAAGAAGAAGAAGAAGAAGCUGGAUAGAGAAGCAGAAGAGCAAGAAGAACAAGUACCCAGAAUGCAGGAUCCGCCAAACCCAAACAAAAACAUCAAUCCUAAAACUAACCCAACUCCAGAAACCCAAAACUUUCCUUAUGGUCAAGCACAACCAUUUUAUUUCCGAAGUUAUUGUCACCGUCGUGCCCAUUCCGAGGUUCAUUUCCGUCUUCCGGAAGACCUGGAUCUUGUAUCGGACCCAUUCGAAGGCCCAUCAGGAAGCACUUUCGAUGAGCUCGGAUCCGAAGAUGACAUCUUCUGCACUUACAUGGAUAUUGAAAAGCUCGGAUCCAGACCUGAUGAAGGUCCCUCUGGCCUGAAACCUGACAAUGCGGUUAAUGGGUCAAGUGGUGGCGGCGGAGGAGACGAGGUGGACGGAGAGAAGAAUGUGAGACCCAGGCAUAGGUAUAGCAAUUCGGUUGAUGGGUCUUCGAUUAUGGAGUCUAUAGAGGCAAAGAAAGCUAUGGCUCCUGAUAAACUCGCUGAGCUCUGGACUGUCGAUCCAAAACGAGCCAAAAGGAUAAUUGCAAAUCGACAGUCUGCGGCUCGGUCAAAAGAGAGGAAAGCCCGCUAUAUGUCAGAACUUGAAAAAAAAGUUCAGACCCUUCAGACAGAAGCAACUACACUUUCUGCACAGCUCACGCUUUUCCAGAGAGAUACAACGGGCCUGAGUACUGAGAACACUGAGCUUAAGCUUCGGUUACAUGCUAUGGAACAACAGGCUCAAUUACGUGAUGCUCUGAAUGAGGCACUAAAGAAGGAAGUAGAGAGACUUAAGAUUGCCACCGGAGAAAUGAUGACACCAACAGAUCACUAUAAUUUGGGAAUGCACCAUGUGCCAUAUACCCAAUCUUCCUAUUUUCAACCUCAGUCGCAAACUAGGCCAGUUAACACCCAAAACAUGCAAAUGCCACCACAGUUUCAUCCCUUUCAGUCUAACAUACCAACUCCAAAUCAGCCUAUGGGUGCUGCAUCACAUUCACAUGCCUUCCCAGAGAUGUUGCCGCAGGAUCCUCUUGGGCGAAUGCAGGGGCUUGAUAUUGGUAGCAGAAGCACUCUUCUAGUUAAAUCAGAAGGUCCAUCAAUUUCUGCUAGUGAAAGCAGCAGCAUCUGAUGCAAGGUUUGCUGGUUUACGCUCUGCUCCAUCGUAUUUGUUGGAUUGUCCAUAGACUGACAUUAUUGACAGACUAAGGUAGUAUUCUUUUCACUUCGAUUCUUUACUUGAGUGGGAUUUUUUCGGUUUUUGGUUGACCAGCUAUUUAAGAUGAGAAGUUUUCUGUGUUGGAAUGAAAUUUGCAUUUCUCGGGGUUUAAUGAGGCUGGAAUAGAAGGUUGUUCCUGUCGGAGAUGCAUCUUUCAUGCUUAGUCCUCCCCAUGCUAGAUUUCGUUUGUUACUAUUCAAAAUUGUAUGUUCAGAACAAUGAAAAAUUUUUUAUUCACUCAAUAAUUUCAAUGGACGAUCUCUCUUUCUCUCCCA
Molecule: messenger RNA, 1649 nt
Organism: Manihot esculenta (cassava)
Lineage: Eukaryota; Viridiplantae; Streptophyta; Magnoliopsida; Malpighiales; Euphorbiaceae
Product: transcription factor RF2b
Exons: 4
Coding region: 16-1287 (423 amino acids)
Biological process (GO): regulation of DNA-templated transcription
Cellular component (GO): nucleus
Molecular function (GO): DNA-binding transcription factor activity
Source: RefSeq, a predicted model, not a curated record